AACGCGAGAAGACUGUUUAUUCGCGUUGGUUUAGGCGAGAUUAGACAGGCGCGGAGCGCCAUAUUUUAAAAUUCUGGGUUUCGGAUUUAUAUUUAUUUAAUAAUCGUUGUGGUAUAACUUUUUAAAAGUAUAUUUCAUGAGUUAGUUUGGAAAAAGAGAGACGAAAUAAAAAACAGGAUUUAUGAACAAGUAUGUGCCGUAACAGAGAGGAGAGAAGAAUUCCUUACAUAAACAUACCUUGAGAUGUGGGAAUUUUAAGAAAUCUUUUAUUUCAGAGAAGGUACUUCAGAAUGUAAGAGUUUCGGUUUGGGAACCUACCUUGCAAAUAAAGGAAAUGAUUUGGCAGUUGAAAUUCCAAUGCAACAGAAUACCCAGGAAUUAAUGAAAACGUUUCCAUUAACAGUAUUUUGGUAAUGAAUUCUGGGCAAGUCUACGUGAAAGGUACAUUAGAAGUAGCAUGGCAACACAUAAUGUUGUGUUCCUAAUUGACUGUGCAAGGCAACAUGUGGUUCCACAUGAGGAGGUCCCUGUUAAGAAUUUAAUCAAAAUCAGCUGUUUGAAAAUACUGAACUACCUGGGAUUUACAUAUGGAGCUGAUAAAGUCAGGUGGGGAUUCAGUUUUUUUGAUUCCGUGAGUGGAAAAAGAAAACACUGCAAAGUUCAUGACUUCAGAGAACUCAAAGAAAAAAACUUGGAAGAGUUUGAGAAUGAGCUUGAUUCCCGACAUCAGAAGAAUGUACAGAAUGAAGAUUUAUGUUUGACACGAAGAAGUGGUAUUUCCAUAGCUCAGGCUGCUGCAGUUCAGAAUGGUUUGAAGGAGACGCUAUUAGAUUAUCAGUGGGACCGUCCUGAUAUUACAUCGCCAGCUAAACCAGCUUUAAGAAACAAAUCCCGAUUGUCAUUGCAUGAAGAAACCCAGCAGGAUGAACCAUUGGUUGAAGAACUGGCCCUGAAAAAUCAGAACCUAAUAUAUCUCUUCUCCUCUUGCCCUCAUUCUCGGCAUGAGCUUGUGAGAUUUGUUUAUGGAGAUGAUGCGAGUUCUACUGGUGGUGGUCUUCCUACUUCUGUACAAUUAUCUGAGCAGCUGUUGCCAAAAAGGGUUCAGAAUCUGAUUUUAAAUCACAGAAUAAUAAUGCAUUGGGUGGACACAACAGACUGCUCAAAGCUUUUGGAAUCGGAAGACCAUGUGGGGUAUAUGGUAGUUUCAGAAGUGAUGAGUCUUGUUGGAGGAAGUGUAGUACCAUUUGAUGCACUGAUACGCUGUUCUUACAAAACUAAAGAAGGCGAGCUUCUCGAUCUACAUCGUGGCAAAUCAGGAUCCUCUACUGUAAGACCAUAUAUUCCUGCCUUCCCUUUUGAGUCUGGUUUUAUAUGUUUGAGCAGCAAUCCUCUUUAUCAAGCCGCAUUUCCCCAGCAAACAGGAGUACUGUCUGUCAUGCAUGGUGCUGAUGAACAGCAGUGGAAUUGCCCAGUUACAUUGCAGCCAUUCUCCAGCAGUCAGGAGCAGAUAGUUAGCCCAUUAGCUAUAACUGUGAAAGGAACUCUUAACGACUGGAACAGCUUGAAACAUAACUCCCUAAGGACUGAUGGAUGGUUACUGCAUCAGCAGAAUGAACAAGAAAGCUCUGUUUUGAAACAACUUUUUAAGGAGCUCAUCCAGCAAGGCUUGCACAUGGUUGUUGAUGUAUCAUGUGAAGGACUGACAUUGUGCACUGGAGUUGUCACACCACUUUCUCCCAGUUUAGGAUUUUUGGUAUUAAUCGACUCACAGCUGCCUGAGAAUCUGGAAGAGCUUGUUUCAGGAAGCACAGAAGAUGCAAGUUCGGAGCUGCCUGAAGUUGUCAGUAGUGUGCUAAAUCACAUUUAUAACUUGAUGGAGGAAGAUGAGGAACUUUAUGAUUUCGGGGAUGUCAAUGAGGAGACCUCUAUCCCUGAGUGGGUACAGCAAGAAUUUCGUCAAUCUGAUGUUCAGGGUGCAUCUUUGGUCGAAAGCUGGUUUCUUAUGUCAGAUGCAUGUGGAGCAAGCUCAAAUUUAAUGGAGUCAUUUAGAUUGAUCCAUGCUGCUCAGGAAGAAGACCUCACCAGCUCUGAGUUGGCCUUCUCCAAUUCUUUGUCUGAAUAUUAUCUGACAAAAUCCAUUGAGGAAUCCGGAGUUGUUGGUGAUCAUGAGGAUGAUAAGCGUCGCUUGCCCCGAACACCAGUGAGACAGAAAAUGAAGACAAUGUGCAGAUCUCUACAGAUGUUGAAUGUGGCACGGCUUAAUGUAAAGGCUCAGAAAAAUCAACCUGAUGCAGCACAGGCACCUCCAGUCAACAUACAAGGUCAGUGUAAGGACCUGAAGAGAAGGUGUGGUGAUAAAGCAGAAAGAAAAGGAAAAGCUCGAAAGCAGUCCAGAGACUUCAUAACUGAGAAUGACUUGGUAUGCCAUUUGUGUGAGGAAUAUUCCAAAAUAACAACUGAGGGAGAAGUAUUGCCUUCUGAAUUUGUUAAGAAUGUAGCUGAGCUUUUAAAGUCAAACUGGAAGUUAAUGGCAAAUGAAGAAUUUGAGGUAAAGUGCUGUAACCUGAUUGAGAAGCACUUGUUAAAGACUUGCAAAGAAAUCAGGCAGUAUUUUGGAAGUGGCCAGAAUAAAGAAAGAAAACUGAUUGAAUGUCAACUUCAGGUGCUGCUUCGUUUGGAGAUGUGUGUGUUGUGUCCAACAUUAAAGGAGAACGCUGAAUGGAAAGAGCAACUAGCGGAAGAGAUGACAGACCUACUCCGUAUGGUAUCCCUAAUAAAGGACCCUGCUUGCCUUACAAAAUUUCUUGAAGAAGAUAUCUUAACAGUGUAUGUUGGAUCCAUUCCCAGAAUUCUCGGAGAACUCUAUUACAGUUUGGGUACACACAUUCCUGGAAAGCUUGCUUCUGCCUUACCUGUGGAUUUCUUCAGUGAUGAAUCCAUGAAUCAAGAAAAUGAUUCUCCAUUUGACUGUCCACCACCACUUUCCAAAGCUCCCUCCUGUGCAAGUGCUACAGCUGAUGAAUUAGAAGAACUUAGAACUAGAUCUGCCAAGAAAAAGAGGAAGAACACUUUGGCUAGACACAGGAGCAUAACAGAAUCUUCGCAGAAUUUACGACAAAUUGAUGUGCCCCGAAGAUCUUUAAGAAGGGAAAGUUCCCAGUCCCAGUUCACUGUUGGUGUUGAAACACUGCCCCCACCUCUACCUGCUAAGGAAAAUGAACAAGAAGUGACAAAGGUACGAAGAAACCUUUUUAAUCCAGAACUGGUGUCUGCAUCAAAAAGGUCCAAGCUACCAAGAAGCAAAUCUGUUUCUGCUGUAGAAGGAAUGAAACGCAAACGGAGCAAGUCAAAUGAAGGUGUGAAAGAUCACCGCAAGCUGUUGACAAAGAAAGUAGCUGAGACACCGCUGCAUAAACAGACGUCUAACAGAUUGCUUCACAAACAGAUAAAGGGAAGGUAUUCUGAUUCUGCUGCUUUAGCCCGUGACAUUAAUAUUGUAGAAGAAUCACCAGAGAAGCCCUUAAAAAACUGUUUGAGGAAAAGCCCCCGUAUCAAGAAGAUGCUACUUGAUCGAAGGCAUUCAGGUUCUUUCUAUUCAUUGUCUCAACCAAAAUCCCGCAGUCUCGAGAGAGUACUUUCAGCUUCACAACUGCAGACACUGAGUACAGAAAAAAACUGUACAGUGUCACUGACUUGUGAAAGAAGCAUCCAGUCCCCUAAAAGACUGCUUUUUGGAGCAAUGUCUGAAUCACAAGAUUCUGAGAAAUCUGCUUCUCAGGAAAGGAGACAUUCCCUUAGGUAUAACUCAGGCUCUAAUAGAAAUAAAGUUUGUCAGGCCUCAAGAAAGACUCCCAGAAAAAAAUCGCAAAUGUUUCUUAAUCCUGAAGAUCAAAAAUCACCAAAGAAAAUGCUAAAUAUCCCACGCAAAGUUCAGGAAAAGUUUGAAAAGCCCCCAUUAAGAGACUUACUCACACAAGAAACGGUAAUCUGCACACCAGAGAAAACAUGCCCAGUCUUGUCCCCCCUCAGGAGGAGUGAGCGGCUUAUUCUGAGAACCCCAGUGAAAGGUUGUUCACCAAUGGAGAAGUUGUCUCCCAUCUCGGCUAAACCCAUGCCACAGCAAGCAUUACCUUUUCCAGGAAAAGAGUUAUCAUUCAAGUCUCCUGUAAUGACUAGAAAAUUUGCAACACCCCAGAAGCCUUUUUUGUUCUCAUCUGUGAAUAACUUUUCACAAGUUGCUGAAGAACAUGGUGAAGGUAUUUCAUUUGCUACAUCCACUGAAUGCCUGCCAUUCAUAUCACCUUCAAGGAGAAGUAAACGUUUAGCAUUAGCAUCACCUCUAAAGGCCUCACCAGGAGAGAAUACAGCCCCAGAGAUCAAAGAUGAGUACUUUGGAACUGGCAUGUUGCUACAUACACCAAAGAAAGAACCAUUGCCAUUGCAUUGUGGUAGGAGUGACUCUCUUGCAAUGUCUACACCUCAGAAGAGCUCUCCUUCUAUGAGGAAAUUUACAUCUCUUUCAGAUGAUGCAUCAAAUUCACCACCCUUGCAGACUCUGUCUAAAAAUCAUCUUGAAAGUCAUAGUCCUAAAACUCCAACAGAGAUUCCUUUAGCGGCUGCGUAUAUACCUGCAAAAGCUAGAACCAAAAUCCCUGUUAAACCUCAUGUAUAUGAAGAACCCUUUUCUGUACGGAGUACACCAACUAGAAUCUGCAAGUUUCAGAAAUAUGUCAGUCCCUCUGAUUCUAGAAGGAAGACCCCGCAUGACAGUUAUGUUUUACAGAGGCCAGAAACUACAUUUGUGAGCCCUUCAAAGAAAAAUGGAUCUUGCUCUUCACCAUCAAAGACAUCGAAUAAAUCCACUGUGGUAUCUCCAAAAACUGCUUUCUCUCCUCAAAGAACUCCAGAAGGAGCAGAGUUUUCAUUCAGCAAUGUUGACACGUAUACUGACAAAAGCUGUGAAAAAUAUUCUUCAGAAUCGCAGAUGCCAUCACAGUGCUCAAGAAUUGAGAAUGAGCAGUUUGCUUCUACCAAUGUUUCUGAAACCAUUAAAUUGAUGCUUGACAAGAAUGAGAGCGUAAUGUCUAAAUCUCCAGGAAAACUGGUGCUGUUAAAGUCAUUUAAUGAAUCUUUGCAAACGGACGCAGAAGGAAGGGAAACAAAUUCUUCAUUGAUUACUAGGAAAGAAAGUUGUGUUGAAACUCAGGAAUUUUCCCAAGAAAAUAUUUCCACUUUUAAAGGAAUAUCUUCUGAGUGUAUAUCACACGGUAGUAGUCAGAAAAAUUUCAAAAGUGAGAGUUUAUCUAAGAUAGAAAGUUCACUUGCCUCACAGCACAUUUCUCCUUUGACAGAAAGUGCAAACAUUUGUCAAAGUUCUUUACAGAUUUCUUUAAUUUUAGAAAGGAUAAAUCAGGCUUUAAACAGCUCAGCCACUAACGAGUCCCUUUCUUCUAGCAGCUCCAGUACAGAAGAAGAAAAUGCUGGCAUAUCUCAAGUUUUAUCAGCUGAAGGAACUGGAUUAAAAAUGAAACUUCCCUUCAGCAAUAAGCAGUCUGGUUCAGAUGUCACUGCUCCUGAAUCUUCAACAUCCUCAUCUUGUGUAGAUCCUAAAGAAUCAAACUCUCCUUUGUCAUAUUAUAAGUUCAGAUCAACUCCAAGUAGGAAAAAACGCGUGGCUACUGUCUGCACAGGCACACCUGAAAGUCAUCUAACAAUAUCCACUUCCAAAUUUUCACAUACUCCACAAAACAAAGUAGGAGCAAUCAUGCCCACUAUACCAACUUAUGAAGUUGAACUAGAGAUGCAGGCUUCUGGAUUGCCGAAACUUAAAUUUAAAAAAAAAUAUUGUAACAAAGCAUUAGACUUUGGUGCAACACAUUUAACAAAAAGUAAGCAAUCUGAUGUGCAGCUGAACAAGAAAGAAAAUGAAAAUGUGUUUGGUGAAAGUAAUGCAGGUUGGUGCUCAAGGCAUGCUGCUAAAGAAAGUGGACAGAAAUCACCUUGUUUUCAUUCAGCUCAAAGCACUCCUGCAAGAGGUACACCUGGUAAGGGAGCUAUGCAAACAUACAUAUGCCAGUCUUACACCCCAACAAGAUGUGCAUCUUCUCCAUCGCAGGUGGAUGUGAACAUUCCUUGGACGCCUUCACCACAACACAAAAGCAAGGUGACACCAGACACCAUCAAAAAUUGGCCAAGAAAGAAAAAAGCUACAGAUUCGGGUGGAGGACAUGGGAAAAAUGACAACAAAGACUGCCUUGGUGGAAUAUUAAGUGAAGAAGGAGCCAGACAUACUGAUAGCUGCAGCAGGAAGAUGGCACUUGCUGACACAGAACUGGAAGGGAUAUACAGACUAGAAGAUCAGUCUCCAGUGUAUGAGUAUGAAACAAAAACUGAAAGCUCUUCAAGUUACUGUUGUGGACUGAUGAGAACAGGGAGGCAAGAAUGUAGUACAUGUCACACCACUAUAGAAAACUCUGAAGCAAAGGAUAAAAACCUACAUCUUGGUAGUUCAGAUGUAGAUUUUGCUUCAGGUGUCUUAACUAAACCUAGUGUACUCCAUAAAAUGAAACCUCUGUCUCCUUAUUGCAGUGCACCUGCAUCUCUGAGCAAGCCUGCACCAAGUAAGUUUUCAUCAAGAGAUGAUGAAAAGGAUGCAUUUGUAACAGGAAAUAAAUGUACACCAGAUGGGUCAUCUUCAGCAGUUGUUGACAUGCCAGGUGUUACCCCAUCCAGCCGAAAAGUAAACGCAUCUCUGUCAGCCAGCAGUCUUCUAGCACUUACCCAGUCUCCACUUCUUUUCAAGAGAAAGACGUCAUCUAGAAAUAAAGAAUUUUCAGAAGAUACUGAUGAUCCUGAAGUGGUGCAACUCAAGUGGACAGAAUUGUCAGAAACAGAGCAAAAACAGUCUCCGUUUAGGGUCUACCCACUACGGCGCACUGUCAGCAGGACAUACUCAAGAAAAAAGCUGCUUGAUGAAAAAUAUCACUGCUGAAGGGAUAGCAUCAUAAUCUGUACUGGUCAACAACAUACAUUUUAGGCAUGUCUUUUAUGAAAUGGAUGAAGCUACUUAAAUGGAUUUUUUUAUUUCAUCAGAUAAUUCCAAAAUAUUUUUAACCAUUAAACUAAAAUUGUUUAUUUAAGAAAUGCACAGUCUUCAGGUAAAAUAUAGGACUGAAGCUUAUCUUGUAACAUAAUUAUAAUAAUUUUACUGUUGUAGUUCAUGUCUUGUAAAUUUUAAGUGUUGCAAUGUACAGUCAAACAGUUUUGAAAUACUUUCCAUAGUCUGGAUUUUAUUUCAAUUGUUUUGGGAUACAUGUAUGUAAUUAAGCGCACAGUGAUAGUUUAGUAUGUGAUGUAUAAAUGAAUUCAAGAAUAAUGAAAUGUACAUAUUAAGGUGUCACGUUAUCCCAAACCAAAUUGUAUAGAAUUUUGUACAGUUAUAUAGCCAAAUAAACUCUUAUUAUUUUA
This is a messenger RNA of Protopterus annectens (West African lungfish), 7467 nucleotides long. It is a transcript of the gene TICRR, whose product is annotated as TOPBP1 interacting checkpoint and replication regulator. Gene Ontology annotation, cellular component: nucleus. The record is from RefSeq and is a predicted model, not a curated record. Gene Ontology annotation, molecular function: chromatin binding. Bases 458 to 6991 code for a protein of 2177 amino acids. The transcript is spliced from 24 exons. NCBI's taxonomy places the organism in Eukaryota, Metazoa, Chordata, Ceratodontiformes, Protopteridae. Gene Ontology annotation, biological process: response to ionizing radiation; DNA replication; mitotic G2 DNA damage checkpoint signaling.